This is a messenger RNA of Medioppia subpectinata, 1824 nucleotides long. NCBI's taxonomy places the organism in Eukaryota, Metazoa, Arthropoda, Arachnida, Sarcoptiformes, Oppiidae. The record is from the annotation of a GenBank genome assembly.
AUGGACAAAAAGACGUACAACGGUCUCGAGUUUCGCAAAUCAAUAAUCGGUAAAGAAAACUAUGAAUUGGUUACCGAAGAACCGCUCGGAUCGGGAAGUUUUGGUAACGUAUAUAAAGUAAAAACCACGACUUGUGGGACAGUGAGCGCCAUGAAGACAAUGGACAUGAGAGAGCGACACAAUUCAUUUCACAGCUUUAAGAACGAGGUCAACGCUCUCAACAAUUGUCAACACAAAAACAUAAUCAAAUUGGUUGACCACUUCUUCGUACCGAAUAUUAUGUGCUUUUUGUUGAUAGAGUUGGCAGAAGGAGGGGAUCUCAGGAAACGGCUCAAGAAUAAACAUAAACUAAAUAAAAAGGGUUUGGCGUUCAAUGAGAUGGAGGCUAAGAACUAUUUCGUUCAAAUGGCAAAUGCCAUGAAUUAUGUGCACAAGAAUUGCUUAAUUCACGGAGACUUGAAAUUGGAUAACGUUCUCAUUACCGGCAAUGGAGACCACGAGGUAAUCAAAGUGACUGACUUUGGGUGCGCUAAUGUGGGCUACACUGAGGGCGAGGGGUAUAUCAUGAGAGAGGUUGCCAUCGGCACAAUACCCUAUAUGUCACCCGAACAGAUCCGAGUCUAUAUCUGUGUUAAUCUCAAGAGUCCCGACGCUUUUCGUCCAAAACCUCCGUCUCUAAGAUAUAAUCCCAUGAAAUCCGAUGUCUGGGCGUUAGGCAUAUGUCUCUAUAGACUCUUCUUUUAUGAAAUACCUUUUGAUUUUUACUCAAAGACAGACACAGAUGUCUCUGCGAUGAAAGAUAUGCACAAAGACAUGAAGAAUGGCAUCGAUCCGGACCCACAAUUGGUCAAAUUGCAAGUGAUGGGCAAAACACCUGAACCCGAGGGCAUCAGUGAUGCCAAAUCACUGGCAUCGUUGGCAUCAUUGGCUUCAUUGGCAACAUUGGAGUUGCAAAUAGUAGUGGUUUUUCACCAGUAUGGGCAGAGCGCAGGACUGUUUGCCUUUAACUUCAAAAUACUUUAUUAUCAAAUCAGAGUCUCAUUAAAGCUCUUGAAUUGCAAACAAACCCAUAAAAUAGAGGUCAGUAUCACCGACAAGAAGACUCACUUAUUGCACAACACCUGCCCGUCAGCCGCCCCGACGAACACUACCGCUGCCAGCGAUGGUCACUCCAGUGGCGGAUCCGCUCAACACUCGUCCAACGACAGCGUCAUCGGCGGCAACGAGUCGUCGAUUGUGUUUCCGCAGUGUAUUGUCAACGGAUGUGCUGUCAGUAAGACGUUUCAGAUCCUCUAUAAGAACGAAGAGAUAUCACUCGACGAUUACGUCUCCUUCAAAGUGAACCUCAUUGUGGACUCCAAGGAUUGCGUCAAACAGGUCCGCAAAACCAACUUUGUCCUCGACAUCGAACUCUGGUUCACGGACCAGGAGUUCGGCGCCGAUCACCACAACUCCAUUGAAUGCGUUUCGUCGCGACAACUCAUCCUCCACUUCGACAUCUGUCGCGGUCUUCACUAUUACCUGCCGGUGAUGUUUGACUACUUUCAUCUGUCGGCACUCACUCUAUCCAUUCACGGCUCGCUCAUCACUUUGUGUCAGCCGUAUAUCACCAACAGAUCCUCCAAAUCGGACAAGAAGUUUGGGAAUUCAGUUCACGCGACGCCAAUCAAUAGCUGUAACUUCGGUUAUGAGGCGAUUGUGUCGACCGCCGGUUCGGCCAAUACUAAGACCAACGACGAGGUGAAAGAGAUCCGCUAUCGACGCGCGCAACUCAUUCACUGGCGACUGACGGCAAUCCUAUUGUCGUCAAUACAGAGCUUAAAG